This is a messenger RNA of Zychaea mexicana, 805 nucleotides long. RefSeq names its product mitochondrial ribosomal subunit protein-domain-containing protein. Gene Ontology annotation, cellular component: mitochondrial small ribosomal subunit. The coding region runs from base 91 to 765 and encodes 224 amino acids. The record is from RefSeq and is a predicted model, not a curated record. Lineage: Eukaryota; Fungi; Mucoromycota; Mucoromycetes; Mucorales; Lichtheimiaceae. Gene Ontology annotation, biological process: mitochondrial translation. Gene Ontology annotation, molecular function: structural constituent of ribosome. The transcript has 3 exons.
AAGAGAAAACACCGCCAGUGUGUCGGGAUGUGACCUCCAGGGCUGCCGUUCUGUCAAAAACAAAUUUUUGUUCAAGUACCACAUACAACAAUGGCAAGCCGUAGCCUCGCACGCGCCGCCGUUCAAUCCACAUUGACCAAACCAGCAUGCCGUGCAUUCUCCUCUACAGCUAUUACCAUGGCAGGUCGUCAAGGUGGUCGUUUCCGAAAACCCGAGAAAAAGUUCGACGUUAAUUUCAUGGAGAAAUUCGAUUUCGACGACCAAACCACGAUCGGUCACGAACUUUUUGAAAACAUCCGUAACAUUCGCCAGUACCUGCGUAAAACCGAAUACGAAUUACCAAGGUUACAGUCUUUUGCGAAGCCAUUCGAACCACCGACGUCCGAACAAAUUGUAAAGUACAAAGUACAAAACUAUCUCGGUGAAGGUCACCCUGUCGAACGGAAGGUCGUUCUCUCUGUUAAAGUAUCAGACUUGAAGCUGGACGCCAAGGAAAAGCACAAGUUUUUGCUUUUGGCAGGCCCACGGUAUCACGUCGAUUCGGACGAGUUUGUCUUGUCCAGUGAAAAGUUCCCUCACCGCAAGCAAAACAAGAAAUACGUUAGCGAUACUUUAAAGAAAUUGUUAACCGAAGCCAAGGAUAUGAAGGAUACAUUCGAAGACAUUCCCCUGAAACUCCCAACCCCCAAGAAGCAGCUGCAAUUCCCCAAGGGAUGGGCUCGUCCACCACAGUCGGCACAACAAGAAGUUCCAAAGCAAGAAUAGACGACACAAUUGUAUAAAAGUUCCCUCCACAUCCAAAAUU